Molecule: messenger RNA, 2349 nt
Organism: Symbiodinium sp. CCMP2592
Lineage: Eukaryota; Dinophyceae; Suessiales; Symbiodiniaceae
Source: the annotation of a GenBank genome assembly
AUGUGCUUGUUGCUGCUGCUCCUGUAUGCAAUCGGCGUCGCCGUCGGUGAUGACUGUACUGAUCAGAUUCUGGUUGCGUCGGCAACGAGGCCGCGCAUAGGUUUGCCCAAGUGCAGCCAGUUUUUAUCAUCUCUUUUCGGAGUUUCGCUGCAGUUUUAUCAACGCGACAUCCUGUCGAAGUUCACAGAACGGACUGCAAUGUGGAGCAUGGACUCAAAAAUCCACGCUUGCGUUCCAGGCACCUGCUCGGAAGAACAUAUUCCGGCUGUGGCAUACCUCGUCUGCCUCAUGGUGACGCAGGAGCCUCGCUGCGUCGAGAUGCUUCAGAUCUCGUCGCCUGAGGCCGAGAUUGUCGGAUUCGCCAAGGUGUCCGCGGUUCUCUUGGUUCAAGGCAUGGCCGUGCAGAUCCAGACUUGGUUCCUGUCGGACGGGCAGAGUUCCAACGCAAGGGAGGCGCUCAUGGAGGCCUCCACGGCAUUGGUGAAGAAGGAGGCUGAGCUUCGGAGAAAGGAGCGGCAAGUCCAGCGGGAGCUUCAAGCCCUUCGAGAGCAGAAGAUUCUUCUGAACGGGCAUUAUACCACCCUCGUCGACACUUGGAAUCAGCUGCUCGGUCAAGUCCCACCCGUCCUGCUACCGGAAGAGGUGCAAACAGUGGAACGUCUCUCCAGUGAUGCCCUUGGCACCCUCUCUGACCUUGAAGUCCGGACAAUGCCUCCGGUCCCAGUGAAGAGCGAAGCUCGCCACAUCUUCCCAGGUGCCGGGGAGCUUCAAAGAUCCGCGAUGCAACUGAGAGGUGUGUGCCUCCGAGAUCGUACAUCCGCAACAGACUUCCACAGCCCCUUUGUUCCAGCCGCCGUCCUCACGGGACGGCGCAUCGAAGUUAUCUUCCAUCAGCUCGCAGAGACGGGACUUUUCCACCCGGCCCACCGCUUCCUUGCAAGAAAUGUGACGGCCGAGGAGUUUGCAGAAGUCUGGAAGACGGCAGAUGAGCAUUGGCCGGGUCUCAGCAGGUUUGUCCACGAUGGUCAUUCUGAAAGCCAGCGCUGCCCCGAUUGUGCGAACAUUGGGCAUUUCCUUCUCGAUGAUACACUGAUAGAUGUGGUUGUGCGAGUCGCCAACCAGGACAUGUCGGACCUGCAGGUCCGGCGCACCGUUGCCAACUUGCACUCCAAUCUGGGCGCAGCAGGUGUCAAACGGUUUCAAGAAGACUUCAUUUCAACAGUUUUUGAGUCUCCCACCAUUUUCAUGGGCGUAGACGAAGUUCAUUGCUUUGAAGCCGUGAUUCUGAGUGCCAACCCACGUUCACGGACGGGAGGCUUCGAAGAGUUGCUUGGGAGCAGGCCAGGAAGGCCCUGGCCACAUUACUCUCCCGAGACCGUCUUUCGACAAGUCCGGACCCACUACCACCGGACAGCGCAGGCAUGCGAGUUUGCGCGUGGCAGCGGACCGAAGGACCUGUCAGAGGAACUCCCCGAGGUGCUACUGGAUGCACGGCGUGGGGCCUCCCGCCGGGUCUUUGCAAGCGCAGAGGAGUUGGCCAAGCUCGUGGGCGCCACGCUGAUUGAUUUCGCGGGCAAGAGCUGGGCCAGCAGAGUGAGGUCUCUCUCGGCGGCGAAGGUGUACAUCGGAGUUUACGGAGGUCAACUUUUCCAGUUGCCUCUGAUGCACGAGGGGUCGCUGGUGCUUGUAAUGACGUGCGAAAUCUUGCAGGCCCAUUGGCACGCCACCUUCCUCUUUAGAUUCCUUCGCUUGUCGGGCCUCGAGUUGUACCAAAUUGAGCAUGACGGGUGCCUGGCGCUUCCGCCGAGCAUGGAGCAGAAUGCCCUGGCCGAGACCCGCCUUGCACCUAUCAUGAAGCUACCAGCGGAUAUCCAUCCCAUCAGCAGACUGGCCAACUCCGACAUCGUGCUGCUUCAUAAGGAGUUCCUGUGUGCUUUCCGGCGUCCAGAGGCCAAGUUGGGCAUUGAGAGGGAAGCAGAAACAGCCGGAAAUCCUGAGGUUUUGGAGGUUCUCUGGGGAGGUUUCGAAGUUGCUUUGAGACGCUGUGCCGAGUGGCACAUGGACUGUGAAGUGGCUGCUCCCAUAAGUUCUGAUGGCCGCGGUUGGGCUCUCUUGGCGAACACGAGGUAUUCAGAUAGCCUGGGGAUCGCUCAAGAGGAGCUCGCCAUCAAAAUUGAUUGCGUGGUCGGCGAGUUUUCGGGUUCCGACCGAGCUGGCCUCUACAGGCUGGAAAACACGUUUGCCAGCCGAGUGUAUGAUCACUUGGCCAUGAACGUGACAACAUCCAGUGCCACCAUGGAGAGGAUUCGUCAGUUAGUUUCGAGGCGUCAAGGCCACACGCCAUGGUGA